Messenger RNA from Lachnellula hyalina, 2268 nucleotides. It is a transcript of the gene ase1, whose product is annotated as Anaphase spindle elongation protein. Gene Ontology annotation, molecular function: microtubule binding. Gene Ontology annotation, biological process: microtubule cytoskeleton organization; mitotic spindle midzone assembly. The transcript has 3 exons. Bases 1 to 2268 code for a protein of 755 amino acids. The record is from RefSeq and is a predicted model, not a curated record. Gene Ontology annotation, cellular component: mitotic spindle midzone; cytoplasm; spindle. NCBI's taxonomy places the organism in Eukaryota, Fungi, Ascomycota, Leotiomycetes, Helotiales, Lachnaceae.
AUGGAUUCCAGCUACCUGACCUCGCAGGUUUCGCAAAUCAUUGGACAGCUCCAUGGCCUCUUCGAUGAGAUUGGAGUAGCCAGCCAUGACCGGGAAUCUCGAGAGUCAGAGUUAUUCUCUGCACUCUCUGAAGCUCUACACAAUCAAGUGCGACUCGUCCAAUCCGAAAAGAAUGAGAUGACCGAGGAGGCACAACGUAUCAUUACUACAAUAAAGCAGAUGGAGGCUUCGCUAGAUGACAACAAGGCGCAUCAUGAAUACCAAGCCGAGGAUGAGGAUCUGAAAAUCACAUACCCUUUGACACGUUGCUUGCAAGUAUUAAAGGAAAAGCAUCAGCAGAUAUCCAGGUUACACAAGGAGCGCUUCGAGCAAGUCAAGAAAUUGGUCCAGGCCCUCGAAUCCUACUCUUCUCAUCUCGAAGCGUCAUUUAUCAAGAUCGCUCUUCCUCCUACAACGCCCAACUCAACUGUCCCACCUACCUUUGACCUCUCGCCCGUUUACGUUACUUCACUUGAUGAUGAAUUUACUCGUGUAUACGAAGAAUACACUCGUCGGGUCGCAACAGUCAAGGCACUUUCGGAACAUAUUAUUCAGCUUUGGGCAGAGCUUGGAACACCACAGGCUCAGACAGAUAGCACGAUUGUCAAAUAUUACCGUGACUCACCAGAACAACUCGGUCUACACGAGGAAGACAUUGCUAGACUACGAGCCAAGCGCGACAAGCUGGCAGACGAAAAGAAGUCACGUGAGAAGCGCCUGAAGGAUCUUAAAAUGACCGUUGAGGGGUUAUGGCAGAAGCUGGGCGUUGAGGAGCACGAGAGGAAGAAGUUCUUGAAUGGCAAUCGUGGCUGCGGGGUCCGACAAAUCAACGAGUUUGAGGACGAGUUGUCUAGAUUGAACGAGCUGAAGCGACAAAACCUUCAUCUCUUCAUCGAGGAUGCGCGAUAUAAGCUGCAAGAACUCUGGGAUGGCCUUUACUUCUCCGAAGAGGAGAUGCUGGAGUUCACACCAGCAUUUUCGGACGUUCACAGCGAUGCUCUCCUUGAGGCACACGAGCAGGAAAUUAGCCGAUUGGAAGCUCUCAAGGAACAACGUGCCCCAACUCUGGCUCUCAUCGAAAACCAUCGAUCCCUUGUAAAGGACCGUAAUGAUCUGCAAGCAUCCAGUCAAGAUGCGUCUAGACUACUUGGACGAGGCCAGAAGGGUGAGAAGCGUGACCCAACCCGCCUUCUGAGAGAAGAGAAGAUGAGAAAGAGAAUUGCAAAGGACUUGCCGAAGAUUGCCGUUCAAUUAAGAAAGACCCUGGAGAAAUGGGAGGACGAAUAUGGUCGACCAUUCUUGGUACAUGGAGAACGAUAUAUCGACGAGCUCGACGCUUCAGAAUCCAAACCUGCACCUGGUCCUAGAUCAAAAACCCCCGCAGGACCACCACCGUCUACUACUAAGAAUCCAAAAUCGGCUCCACCUAGUCGCGGAAACAGUGUCAUGAAAGCACCACCACCAAGAUCUGGUGCAAAGACACCGACAGCUGGAGCUGCAGCAACCCUUCGACGCAAUCCAUUGGUAAAUUCUGUUUCUGCGAUGACUGGCAAGACAUCUCCCUCGAAGAUUCCUGCACGGGCACCGCUGUCAAACCUCAACCAUGGUGGAAACUCACCUGAGCGUCGGGCCAGACCGGAAUCGAGGAUGGAUACCGACAGAACUCUUCGUGGUAAGAUGGGACCUCCUCCAUUGAGGGCACCGCCGCCAAAGAUGAGAGACCUAUUUGUACCACCGCCAGCCCCUACGCCGGUAUCACUUUCCCGCUCCGAAAGCGUGCUCUCGAGUGGAAGUGUGCGACAUGUCUCCCCUGAAGACCCAUAUGGCUAUCCACAAGAGCACGGCCGACCUCAAUCGUACCAGUCACUCAAGUCCUCAAUGCGUCAAGAUGAACGAUAUACUCCAUCGACAGCUUCCUAUCCUUCUGCGCCCUCAAGCCGUCAGAUUUCAAACAAUUCAACGGUUGUUUCAGGUAGCGAGAAUUGGGAGACGUACUCUGAGAUUUCCGAGCCCGAAGAGGACGCCUCUGAUGAUUAUUAUGCUAGGCUUCGCGCUGCUCAAGGAAAACGCUACACGCCUGACGAUGGCUACGCCCCCCCACAAGGCGGACAACUCAAGAAGCACAGAGGCUUGCCACCCUACGGAGCUCAUGCUGGUCAUGCACUCACAGACCCUGAAGGCAAUCGAAUAGUAUCAGGCAGUGAGUGGACCGAUGAAGACGCCUUUUAA